Molecule: messenger RNA, 2228 nt
Organism: Labeo rohita (rohu)
Lineage: Eukaryota; Metazoa; Chordata; Actinopteri; Cypriniformes; Cyprinidae
Product: copper chaperone for superoxide dismutase-like
Exons: 8
Coding region: 43-849 (268 amino acids)
Biological process (GO): removal of superoxide radicals
Molecular function (GO): copper ion binding
Source: RefSeq, a predicted model, not a curated record
GCGGAACUUCCGCUUGCGUCAGUGUCAGCGUGCGAUCCAGAGAUGGACACAAACAGAACAGCAAAGCUGGAGUUUGCGGUGCAGAUGUCAUGUGACAGCUGUGUUAAUUCAGUAAAGGGCAUCCUGGAGAAAGAACCGGGAGUGCAAUCUGUGCACGUAGACCUGGCUAAGGAGCAGGUUUUGGUUGAGACGGCGCUCACCUCUCUACAGGUCCAGAGUCUAAUUGAAAGCACAGGCAGGCGGGCCGUCCUGAAGGGAAUCGGCAGCUCAGAAACAGACCUGGGCGCUGCUGUGGCGAUGGUCAGUGGGGCGGGGCUAGUGCAGGGCGUGGUCAGAUUCCUGCAGCUGUCACAGGAGCGCUGUUUGAUUGACGGGACGAUUGACGGACUGACGCCCGGAGCUCACGGCCUGCAUGUGCAUGAACUGGGCGAUCUGACGCAGGACUGCAUGAGCUGUGGAGAUCAUUUCAAUCCGUUCAGGAAACAUCAUGGAGCUCCUCAGGACUCAGAGAGGCAUGUAGGAGAUCUGGGUAACAUCACAGCUGGUCCUGACGGCAGAGCCUCAUUCCGACUGGAAGACUCUCAGAUCAAGGUGUGGGAUGUGAUUGGCCGAUCUCUGGUGGUGGAUUCUGGGGAGGAUGAUUUGGGCCGUGGGAAUCACCCGCUGUCCAAAAUAACGGGAAACUCUGGAGAGAGGCUGGCGUGUGGAAUCAUCGCACGCUCGGCCGGCUUGUUUCAAAACCCCAAACAGAUUUGUGCCUGUGAUGGUGUGACACUGUGGGAGGAGAGAGAUCGACCCAUUGCUGGGAAAGGACGUAGAGUCACUGACGCACCGACUGCUAAUCUGUAACGGGGUGAGGAGGGGAACUUCCCACACGCCAAGGACCGCAGAUGGACAUGAAUGAAUGAAUGAUAAGAGACCAAAAACGUGCCUGUCUGAAGCUGACAUGAUUGUCCGUUCAGGUUGAGAUUCUGAGCCAGGUUUUGAUGUAUCCGCAGAAAUCAAACCAUGUGUAAAUAUGUAAAUUGAUGGUGUGGAUAUAUAGUGAAAUUCAACUUAUCAGAGUGAUUCUGUUUUACUUUGGAUUCUAUACGCUACCAGUCAAAAGUAUUUAAAGAAGUCUCUUCUGCUCACCAAGCCUGCAUUUAUUUGACCCAAAGUACAGCAAAAAUUUUGAAAUAUUUCUACUAUUUAAAAUAACUCCUUUCUAUUUGAAUAUAUUUUAAAAUGUAAUUUAUUCCUGUGAUUAAAAGCUGAAUUUUCAGCAUCAUUACUCCAGUCUUAAGUGUCACAUGAUCCUUCAGAAAUCUUUUUAAUAUUCUGAUUUGCUGCUCAAAAAAUUUUUUUUUUUUAUUAUUAUCAAUAUUUAAAACAGUGGAGUACAUUUUUUCAGGAUUCAAGAUAAAUAGAAAGAUCCAAAGAUCAGCAUUUAUCUGAAAUAAAAAGCUUCUGUAACAUUAUUCACUAUACCAUUCAAAAGCUUGGAGUCAGUAUACUUUUUUGGGGGGAAAGAAAUAAAAGUGAUUAUAAAAACAUUUAUAAUGUUAUAAAAGAUUUCGAUUUCAGAUAAAUGUUGUUUUUCUGAACUUUAAGUUCAUCAAAGUAACCUGAAAAAAUUCUACUCCGCUUUUUUCAACAUAAUAAUAAUAAUAAUAAAUGUUCUUUGAGCAGCAAAUCAGAAUAUUAGAAUGAUUUCUGAAGGAUCAUGUGACUGGAGUAAUGAUGCUACAAAUUCAGCUUUGAAAUCACAGAAAUAAAUUACAUUUUAAAAUAUAUUCAAAUAGAAAACAGUUAUUUUAAAUAGUAAAAAUAUUUCAAAAUAUUCCUCUUUUUGCUGUACUUUAGAUUAAAUAAAUGUAGGCUUGGUGAGCAGAAGAGACUUCUUUAAAAACAUUUAAAAAAACGUACUGUUCAAAAACGUCUGACUGAUAGUAUACACUGCUGUUUUAAGUUAAAAGUCACUAAAAAAGCUAAAAAUUAUUAUAUGCUGAUUGAUAAAAAAAUGGCUUUGAUAGUGCCAUUUGUAAACAUUUUGAAUUGAUAUAUUAUCAAUUAUUAAAUAAUAAAUAUUAUAAAUUAUUCUGUAAUUACACUUUAACCUGCCACUGAUCUGAAUUUCAUUCUUGUAUAAACGAGCUCUUCAGCACUAACCUAAAGUGUCUUCAUCUAAAACAUGUCAUUUUGUAUCAUUUGUAAUGAUUUUUGUCAUACAAAUAUUUAAAAAAAUA